Molecule: messenger RNA, 1130 nt
Organism: Parasteatoda tepidariorum (common house spider)
Lineage: Eukaryota; Metazoa; Arthropoda; Arachnida; Araneae; Theridiidae
Product: co-chaperone protein HGH1 homolog
Source: RefSeq, a predicted model, not a curated record
CAUAGAUCCUUUUUUAUUCAUAUAAUUUUUUACAGAAUGGCAUCUGAAAUAGAUGAGCUGGUGGAACUAUUAGAAAAUACAUCUAUAAACAUUGAUGUAAAAUAUAAAGGCUGGGAAUGCAUUUUAGGUCUAACAGCCACAGAUGAAGGGCAAAAUAAUCUUACAAAUAAAAAGUUUAUUACGUUUUUAUUAUCAACUCUAAACAAGAAUGAAAAAAAUGACCCAACUACUAAUUUAGCUUACAAAUGUUUAAUCAACCUAUCUUCCAGCAAAGAAGGUGCUCUUAAACUGAUGUCAUAUAAAGAUGACCUCAUUAUUGACUUGUUAUCUAAAAUGACUGAUCCGACUCAUAGUCAUAUUGAGCCAAUGUGCUACAUUGUAAAUAAUUUAUCCAGUCAUGUUUCUUUUUUGUCUGAUGACGAACCUCACAGUUUUCCUAUUGAUAAAUUGAAAGAUGUGUUAAAAUACUUUCUCUCAAGUGAAGGGAAUAUUAGGGAGAAAUACAGAUUUUUAGCAUUAGUUUUUGCCAAUGUGACCAAUCAUGUGGUCGGUCGAAAACUUUUUAUGGAAAAUAACAGUUAUCUUGCUGAUCUGUUUAUUGUUCCAUCAAAUGCUUCUGAAUCAGUUAUACGUCGCUUGGGAGUGUCACUAACUAUUAGAAAUUGCUGCUUUGAAACAGAUUGUCAUAGCAAACUGCUGGAGGAGUUAACCUUAUUACCAAAUAUACUUCUGCCACUUAUGGGACCAGAAGAGUAUAAAGAAGAGGAAAUGGAAAAACUUCCAAUUGAUUGUCAAUACUUAGAAGAAAGCAAGGAAAGAGAAGAACAUCCAAAGAUUAGAAGGACGUUGGUUCAAGCACUAUGUUUGCUAUGUUAUACAGAGCAUGGCUGGAAUUAUUUGAAAGAAAAUGGUGUUUAUUAUGUCACUCGAGAGCUUCACAACUGGGAAAAGGAUGAAAGUGUGAUUGAAGCUAUUGAGACACUCCUGUUAUAUCUUCUUGUUGAGAAUUACACAGCCCCCGAUGCUAAGGGAAAAGAAUCAAUACUAAACACUGAGCUUGUAAGACCAUCCGAAACAGACGUUGUCAAAGAUUUACCUGAUUUUAUCAUAUAAAUUUUUUUUUUUCUAUA